CCCCGGCCCCCGGCGCCCGGCCCCCGCAGCUCCCUCUGGCAGGACCUGCCGGCCGUGCGGGCCAGCGGCCUGCUCCGGCGCAUCAGCCCCCAGGAGCGCAAGAUGCAGGAGAGCCUGUUCGAGGUGCUGACGUCGGAGGCCUCGUACCAGCGCUCGCUGCGCCUGCUGGCCGAGCACUUCGUGGAGUCGCGGGAGCUGGGCCAGACGCUGCUGCCCCGCGAGCGCCAGGCCCUGUUCUCCAGCAUCCUGCGGGUCCGGGAGAUCAGCGCCAGGUUCCUGGAGGCGCUGGAGCGGCGCGUGGCCGAGAACCUGCAGAUCCGCGACCUGAGCGACGUGGUGGCCGCCCACGCGCGGCGCGACUUCCCCGCCUACGUGGAUUACGUGCGCAACCAGCCCUACCAGGAGCGGGAGUACAGCGCCCUCAUGGAGCGAAACGGCCCCUUUGCGGCGGUGCUGAGCCGGCUGCAGGCGCAUCCCGUGUGCCAGCGCCUGCCCCUCCUGUCCUUCCUGCUGCUGCCCUUCCAGCGCAUCACCCGCCUCAGGAUGCUGCUGCAGAACAUCCUGCGCCGGGCGGAGGAGGGCUCGGAGCGGGAGCGAAACGCGCUGGACGCCCUGGCCUGUGUCUCCCAGAUCAUCGAGGAGUGUAACUCGGAGGUGGGGCGCAUGCGGGAGACGGAGGAGCUGAUCGAGAUCGCCGGGCGCAUCGACUUCGACCGGCUCAAGGUGCCCCCCCGCCCGUCGGGCCUCCUGCCCCCCAACCCCUGCCCCCCGUGGCUCUGCCGGGGGGAGUCUGGGGGCCUGGCAUGGCCCUGGCGGUGCCCAUCGUCUCGCAGCGCCGGCGGCUGGAGAAGCAGGGGCUCUGGCCGAGGUGCUGCCCCGGGGUCCCUGUUCGGCACCAGGCCCCGGACGGUUCCCAUCCACCUCUUCCUCUUCAGCGACCUGCUGCUCAUCACCCAGCGCAAGAGCGCGGGCGCCGUGGUGCUGGACUACGGGCACCGGUCGCUGGUGUCGGUGCAGGGGUGGGGCAGCCCCGGCCCCGGCCUGGGCCAGGCCUUUUACCUCACCCUGCUGGAGAACCACCGGGGCCAGGCCUGCGGCGCCUCUGCCGGGCCCCAGCCAGUGAGUGGGGCCCGGGGCCGGGGGUCGGACAUGCACCGAUGGAUGGAGGCUUUUCCCCAGCCCGGCGCCCCCCCCAGCCAGCCCCAGGAGACCGUCUACGAGGACUGGGACUGCCCCCAGGCGCACUGCGUGGAGCCCUACGUGGCCAGACAGGCCGACGAGCUGAGCCUGGAGCCGGCCGACGUGGUGAACGUGCUGCGCAAGACGAGCGAGGGCUGGUGCCAGGGCCUGCGACUGGCCGACGGGCGCAAGGGCUGGUUCCCGGCCGCCCACGUGCGGGAGAUCACCAGCGAGCACGUCCGCCGGCGCAACCUGCACGAGAGGCACCGGCUGCUCCAGGCCGCCCGGCAGCUGCAGCUCAGCCGCCUCGCCACCGCCAGGGCCGGCUCCGCCUGA
Mauremys reevesii (Reeves's turtle) is the source of this 1515-nucleotide messenger RNA. RefSeq names its product Rho guanine nucleotide exchange factor 15 (gene ARHGEF15). Lineage: Eukaryota; Metazoa; Chordata; Testudines; Geoemydidae. The transcript is spliced from 11 exons. Gene Ontology annotation, molecular function: guanyl-nucleotide exchange factor activity; protein binding. The record is from RefSeq and is a predicted model, not a curated record. The annotation marks the transcript as partial. Gene Ontology annotation, biological process: activation of GTPase activity.